AUGAGCCAGAACAGCCAGGACAGCCAGGACAGCCAGGCCACGCCGACCCGGCUCGCCAUCCGAUCCAGCCCACCUCGAUCAAGCGUCUUAUCCGCUUCUGAGUCGUCGACUGCGAGCAGGGCUUCCACAGCUCCCGCCCAGACCCAGAAUACAAUCACAGCGACGUACGCGGCGAAGCGAAAAGCCGAGGAGGACCGCGUUUGCUCGGGUCUCGAAUUCUACAAUGAGAACGCCCGUCGUAUGUGGUUGGCCUGGAAGUUGGGAGGUCGGAUCAAGCUGUUGUAUAAGAUGAUCGAGCUCGACGAGGAGGAUCCGGUCACCGCGGGAAAGACACCGAUUGACAAGUCCGCCACUUUGGAGCUUGGCCAGGUCCACGCAGCGACGGUCUUGUUCACCAUGGGCGAUCAUUUGAUCGAUCAUCUCAUUCAAGCCGACGUCUUUCGCCACUAUAACACCGUCUUGAGACGCCAGGAGAAGCUCGGAGUCGGAACACAACCAGGCCAUUCGAGGCGAUCAGACGAUCAGAGCCCCCCACUCAUCUACGGCAACUUCAUGGCCAAGUCCAACGGUAAAUUGAUGUCCUACAACCAGUGGAACAAGGUCCUCGAUUCCGUCGAAUCGUACAUGGAGGGGCUGAUCCCUGACUCGCCUCCCACAAGACCCGCGCAGACAGCGGGUUUCGGUGCAUGGAUUCGAAGCAUCGACGAGCAUGUCAAGCAGUCCAAGCCGACAGCCUACGAGUUUCACUACUCUGAUCAAACCCAGGAUUCACAGCGCAGAUAUCUUCGUGAAAAACAUCACAUCACACGCCUGGAGAAAUGGCUCGCAAUCCAGAGACAACGCAUGGGAGAUUGGCUCGGAAACAAUCCUCUCGCCAGCUUGGACGAUCCACUCCCCUGGACAGUCUGUGAGAUUGGGUGGACCACCAACCAGCCGCAGCGUCGCCUAGACCACGAGACUCACAGCGGCAGUGUUCGCAUUAUGAACCUCAUCGACUCCAUUGCUCGAGUGGAAGUCGGCGACUCAUUCAGGAUGCAGUUCCUCAGCCUCUAUCCGGUCCCGUUCUCGAUCCUUGCCAGCAUGGCCGAGCACGUCCUGUCCCGGCUCUGUGGAUCCUAUGCGGGCCAGGGAGGGCUCAACGUCACCGUCGCUGGCAAGAGCGUGACGGCCGCUUCCAAAGUCCGCGCGAGUGUCUACCAUGUGGUUCAAGGUGAACUGGGACCUCACUUUGAAUUGCGAGCAGCAGAAGUAAUGGCUGAGCUGGAGAAGCAUUUGGAAUUUGCGACAAUGUCCGCCCGCGUCGCGAAGCUCGAGGAGGAUGAAAAGGAGGCCAGAGAUGGAAAGUUGCAGAAGCAAGCUAGGCAUGCAGAGGUCGAGGAGGAAUACCGUGAUGCUGAAGGUCGUCUGGAUGAUGUGGUGGAUGCUCUGCUGGCGGAGAGGAAGGCUAGGCGGCUGAGGGAUUUGACCCAGGAUGUCGAGUGGGUGAAGUCGUAUCGAGAGGGACUGGAGGCGGUUGCGAUGUUGAGGGACGAUGCGAUGGAGGAGUGA
Messenger RNA from Zymoseptoria tritici IPO323, 1548 nucleotides. RefSeq lists its product as uncharacterized. Lineage: Eukaryota; Fungi; Ascomycota; Dothideomycetes; Mycosphaerellales; Mycosphaerellaceae. The record is from RefSeq and is a predicted model, not a curated record. The coding region runs from base 1 to 1548 and encodes 515 amino acids. The transcript is spliced from 4 exons.